GGGUUUCCAACCCUUUAAACAACCCUGUUGCCUGUUAUCAAGCUAACUUUUUGCUCUUAGUGCCAGAAUUGAUUGUGGUAGGACAUCUUCCACUGAGCAAUAAAUAAAAUGGAGCCUGAUGGGUCUGCUUCAAAUGCUGAUAAAAUCCACCAGAAUCACCUGUCAGGUGGUACUGAAGACGAAGACCAAGACGCUGCUCUUACCAUUGUGACUGUUCUGGACAAAGUAGCCACCAUCGUGGACGGUGUGCAGGCAAGCCAGAAGAGAAUAGAAGAGCGACACAGAGAGAUGGAAAAUGCCAUAAAAUCCGUCCAGAUUGACCUGUUGAAGCUUUCACAGUCACACAGUAAUACGGGCUAUGUCAUUAACAAGUUGUUUGAGAAAACCCGAAAAGUCAGCGCUCACAUUAAAGAUGUGAAGGCCCGGGUGGAGAGACAACAAAUUCACGUUAAAAGUGUUGAAACCAAGCAAGAAGAAAUAAUGAAGAAAAAUAAAUUUCGUGUGGUCAUAUUCCAGGAGGAGCUUCGGUGUCCGACAUCCCUGUCUAUUGUUAAAGACAGAAACCUAACUGAGAAUCAAGAGGCAGAUGACGAUGUCCUUGACCCCCCAGUAGACCUGUCUUCAGAUGAAGAAUAUUACGUUGAAGAAAGCAGAUCUGCCAGGCUUAGAAAGUCAGGCAAGGAGCGCAUUGAUAAUAUCAAAAAGGCAUUUUCUAAAGAAAACAUGGAGAAAACACGGCAGAAUUUUGACAAGAAAGUGAACAGAAUUAGAACUAGAAUAGUGACCCCGGAGAGGAGAGAGAGGUUAAGACAGUCGGGAGAGAGGUUAAGACAGUCGGGAGAAAGGUUGAGGCAGUCAGGGGAGAGGCUGAAACAGUCAGGGGAAAGGUUUAAGAAAUCUAUUUCCAGUGCUGCUCCCUCAAGGGAAGCUUUUAAGAUGCGGAGCCUGCGGAAAGCUAAAGAGCGAACUGUGGUGGAAGGUCCAGAAGAGGUCAGGGAGAUGGGUGUGGACAUCAUUGCCAGGAGUGAGUCUCUGGUCCCCAUGGGUGAGCUCUGCACUGAUGAGCUCAGUGGAACAGACGGUGAGGAGGCCAGCGCAGUGUAUCCUCCCCAAGAACAAGGGGAAAUCUCCACCCCCGAGCCUUUAAAAGUAACUUUUAAACCCCAAGUGAAAGUAGGGGAUGACGAGUCUCUUCUGCUAGAUUUAAAGCAGUAAUCAUAAAGAGGCACUAAGUAUAAUAUAAGCAUAAAUCUCCAUAAUCACAUAGUUCUAGUUUAAAUAGUAUAGUCAUUUACAUUUAUAUGCCAUAAAGGAACACAUAAAUGGUAUGGCUGUUUCAUUUCUUAGGUUUAAAAUCUUAAAAGAUAAUACAAAUAUUAUACACCUUUCCUUACAACUUCCUUGGGAAUUCUAUUUUUUCCUCCCCUGGGAUUAUAUGAUUCUAUCAGCUUUCUCUCUCAUGGGACUCUUAUGGCAGCUGUGGAUUUGUAAGUGCCCUUCUCUUGCCCGCCAGAAAAAUUGUUUGUGUGAGUGAGGGCUGUUCAGGUGUUUGGUAGUCUAAAACAAAUGAAGGAUAAAUUUGUGCCCAUCAUUUGCAAGUGAGCUCUCAGCUUUGGUCUAGGUUAAUGUGCCUAAGCUCAAAUGAGAAAAACUCAUGUGUAAAUUAUAUCAUCCAUUUGUUCAGAUGAACAGGUUCAUCAGUAAAUUAGCCGUCACACUCCUUUUUGGUGUUUCUGCAUAUAAAAUGGAAGGUCUGGACUUGAGCAUUUGGUUCUGGCAUCACAGCUUUGCUUAUAGUGAGCCACUUGCAAGUCAUCUGCUAAUAAGCUAAUCGGUAAAAUGGAUUGCCCAACCUGCCCAUCACAGAGAACUGUUGUGAAGGUCAAAGGAAUGUUACAACCUGUAGGGGUAUACGAAGCACAUCUAGAGAAAACAAACCCCACUCAUUCCUCAAAAACAAUCUAAAUAAUUACACCUUCUGGAAAAGCCCUGAGCCCCAAGCAGUGAGGACCUAAGUUGAACAGAAACUAAAGUUGGUCUUCAGAAGCCUUUUUACAGAAUCAAGGAGGAAAAAUAAAUGUGUAGGUGACUGGUUUUUUUUUUUUUUUUUUCAAACUGUAAAACCAGGCCUUGGGUUUAAAUUGAAUCUUAAAAUGUUUCUUGGAAAAUCCUUUUCUACUUACUUAGAUCGGUUGGACUAGAGCAACAUUUGUUUGGGCAGCGUGAAGCAUAAAACUGUGGCUAUGUCUUCACAGGCCUUUUGAAAGUCAGCCCUGGUGCAUGGGUUUGGAAAUGACCUCAGAUAUUUCUGUUUUCCAGAGCAAACUCCUCAGGGCCCAGCUGUCCAGAACAGUGUCCAUAGGAGUUCUUUGGGAGGUAGCCAGAUUCCACUUACCUGUGAGCUUUACAUGUAGCUAAUCUGGAAGUUAGGUACUGUUGCUAAAGAAAGAGAAAUGUUCAUACUGGUUCUGUACUUCUGGUAUGCUUAUAUCUUCUAGUUUUGUAAUAUGGAAGAAAUAAUGGAAUUGUUGAAUUUGAAGAGUUUGGACAAGCAGCUUUCAGAUCAGUUUUGGAUGCUCAUGUAGUUAAAAUUCAUAAUAAAUGUGCACAUACGCAGAGACACACAUGAAAAACACAAAUCAGCUUUAAAAUAUUUGGCAGUUACUCAGGUAUUUUGGUUUGGGAGUUUGAUCCAGCAUCAUUUCCUAUUUACUCUGUAUGAAUACAGGAAAUCAUGAAUUGUUCAUCUUGUUACCUUAUUAUAUUGAAUAUAGAAUAUACAACGUGGAGCAAUAUUUUGAAAAUAACUUAAAAUGUUAUAGUUUAGAAAGAGUUUGCAUGCUUAAUCACAUAUUUCCUUAAAACCAUAAUAUAUUUGAAUAAGUUUGAUGUCAGUGUCCUAUUUGUAAAUGCUUUUUACUAAUAAUACAAACAAAAUGGUAUGAAUUUGAUACAGUAAUCCUUCUCAUAGUAGCUAUGUCUCUAGGUUAAGAAUGCAAAGGAAUUAUAAGCUUUUUCUUUUUCCUAGCCCUACACACAGUACAUUUCAAUUGGGGUAAAAUCUUUUUCUGCAAAUAUUACUGUCAAGGAAUUUUUGUGAAGUCCCUGCUUCCUGAUCUGGUAUAGAGCCAGACUUGGCAUGUUCUGGAACAUUUCCCAUAUCGAUAGGUUUGAAUUUUGAUGUGGAAGGUAUUAGAAUCUGGUCAGCUCUUCUUUAUAGAGGACUUUGUUCAACCCCCAGAAACACUAAAACAAUUUUAUGUUCCCCAAAGUUCAUUGUAACCUUAUAGUGCUUUCUUGGAACUAGGAUUUUUCUUUCCAUGUCAUGUCUGUCUCUUGAAAAUGUUCCCCAUAUUUAGGGCAUUCCUCAAGUCCACAUUUAUCAUUUUUCUUACUCUUUCUACCCUGUUUUCUUAAUAUAAAGAAUAUCAAUUUGUAACAAGCUGGAAACUCAACACAUUUGCCAUUUAAUGCAAGUUUUGAUAGUUGCAGACAACACAACUAAUUUUCUGCUUAUUUUACUCUUCUGUGCUUUUGAAAUUGUAUGUGUUAGAUAUUAAUCAUUUUAUUCAAAUAAAACCAUAAGUAGGACUUAAGCUCUUUUGUAUGAGGCAGAACAAUUCAGCAUCCAUAGACUCUGAGGGCAUGGAGCCCGCUCCAAGCGCCUCUGCAGAAUACACAAUAGAGGAGGGAAGUGCUGCUCUGCUCCUGGCAAGUCAGAGGAACAGGCCAGAUGUGAAAUGGCCAUAAGAGGAGCAUGAAAAUUCAGCUUGCUGAGAUGUGUUUGUGGUGUGUGUGAACACCCUUGAAGAAGUUUUCAUAAAUUAAAAAUAACAAACCAAAA
This is a messenger RNA of Manis pentadactyla (Chinese pangolin), 3844 nucleotides long. It is a transcript of the gene CAVIN4, whose product is annotated as caveolae associated protein 4. The coding region runs from base 109 to 1215 and encodes 368 amino acids. Lineage: Eukaryota; Metazoa; Chordata; Mammalia; Pholidota; Manidae. Gene Ontology annotation, biological process: regulation of gene expression. Gene Ontology annotation, cellular component: caveola; cytoplasm. The transcript has 2 exons. The record is from RefSeq and is a predicted model, not a curated record.